This is a messenger RNA of Ilex paraguariensis (yerba mate), 1337 nucleotides long. Lineage: Eukaryota; Viridiplantae; Streptophyta; Magnoliopsida; Aquifoliales; Aquifoliaceae. The record is from the annotation of a GenBank genome assembly.
AUGCAGUCUCUUGAUCCUCCGGGUGUUCUUUCUUAUAAUUGGAGCUUCUAUAACUCCACAAUUAUUGGCGCUUCUGCAGUCCUUGGCUUCUUGCUUCAGUGGUCAGGUGCUCUAGCACUUGGGCAAACUUCAGCUACUACCCAUGUUGUUCUUGGCCAGUUCAAAACUUGUGUCAUUCUUCUUGGAGGUUUUCUUCUCUUUGGUUCCAAUCCCGGACCAACUAGCAUAUUUGGAGCAAUCACUGCUCUUGUUGGUAUGUCUUUCUACACUUAUCUUAACUUGCUUUCACAACAGCAAUCAGUUAAAACAUCGUCAAGACAAGCUUCGUUCUCUUUACCAAAAUCAAAGCUCGGCAAAGACAAUGGGGGCAGCGACGAGAUAAAUGGGGAUGAAUCUGUUAUUGCACUUACUGUAGUAUCCAUUGGUGUUUCUGUUGCUACGGUGACAGACCUGCAAUUCCACUUCUUUGGUGCUUGCGUCGCAUUGGCUUGGAUAGUACCAAGUGCAGCAAAUAAGAUNAUUUCUCAGGUUAUUGCACUUACUGUAGUAUCCAUUGGUGUUUCUGUUGCUACGGUGACAGACCUGCAAUUCCAUUUCUUUGGUGCUUGCGUCGCAUUGGCUUGGAUAGUACCAAGUGCAGCAAAUAAGAUACUAUGGUCCAAUCUUCAGCAACAGGAAAAUUGGACCGCCCUGGCGUUAAUGUGGAAGACUACGCCGAUUACUUUGUUCUUUCUGCUACCUAUGAUGCAGUCUCUUGAUCCUCCGGGUGUUCUUUCUUAUAAUUGGAGCUUCUAUAACUCCACAAUUAUUGGCGCUUCUGCAGUCCUUGGCUUCUUGCUUCAGUGGUCAGGUGCUCUAGCACUUGGGCAAACUUCAGCUACUACCCAUGUUGUUCUUGGCCAGUUCAAAACUUGUGUCAUUCUUCUUGGAGGUUUUCUUCUCUUUGGUUCCAAUCCCGGACCAACUAGCAUAUUUGGAGCAAUCACUGCUCUUGUUGGUAUGUCUUUCUACACUUAUCUUAACUUGCUUUCACAACAGCAAUCAGUUAAAACAUCGUCAAGACAAGCUUCGUUCUCUUUACCAAAAUCAAAGCUCGGCAAAGACAAUGGGGGCAGCGACGAGAUAAAUGGGGAUGAAUCUGUUUAAUUCUACAAUUGACUGAGAGAUGACAAACUGGUAUACUUGAGCAGAGAUUUCCUACUAACCUUGAUUUUUUUUUAUUUUUUGUAUUUAUAUUUUUUUUUUCUACAAUUGAGUUCUUUUGAUUCCGGAACAGAGAUCUGUUGAUGUCAUUGAAUCUGAUAACUAGCCUGGAAAUGCUUUGAUGACCAUUUCAG